Verruconis gallopava is the source of this 1181-nucleotide messenger RNA. RefSeq lists its product as uncharacterized. NCBI's taxonomy places the organism in Eukaryota, Fungi, Ascomycota, Dothideomycetes, Venturiales, Sympoventuriaceae. The transcript has 5 exons. The record is from RefSeq and is a predicted model, not a curated record. Bases 175 to 939 code for a protein of 254 amino acids.
CGUCAGAGUCCUCUCUUCUUUUUUGCUGGGUCAUACAAACGUUGCUUGGCGGGUUCUCGCGAGCAAUCUCUGCUUUCUACACCCGCUUGACCCGACGCUGUCCAAACACUUCUUUCUACCACCCCUUCCCCCCCCGGUCGCGAUUGACGUGAACUCUUUCUGCAUCUGGUCACGAUGCCGUACGACCUCAAGAAUCGGAACGUCCUGGUCACGGCUGGAUCUAGAGGGCUUGGUGCCUUGAUAUGUGAAAAAUUUGCCGCAAAAGGCUGUAAUAUCGCCAUCAACUAUUACUCCCGACCAAAGCCGGCUCAGGAGCUCUCGGAGAAAAUCAAGAAGGAGUACGGAGUCAAGACGAUCGUUAUCAAAGGUGACGGUGGCGUUUUGAGUGAUUGCAAAAAUAUGGUCCGCGAGACUAUCAGAGAAUUUGAUGGACUCGACAUUAUUGUUGGAAACGCGGGCUACACCAAAUUUUCCAACUUUGGUGAUCUGGAUGCUUUGGGUGAAGAUGACUGGGACAGAGCAUGGCACACAAAUGUGACUGGACAGAUGUGGCUUCUCCGCGAAGCUCUUCCCACAUUUAAUGAAAAUCCUGAAGGCGGAGUCUUCCUGAUAACAUCCUCCGUGGCUGGUACAUCUCUGUCUGGAUCGUCAAUGGCGUACUCGGUGACGAAAUCAGCGCAACUGCAUCUCAUGCGUUGUCUCGCAAAUACGCAGGGCUCGAAAGUUAGAAUUAAUGCAAUUCUCCCCGGUCUUCUUUUGACGGAAUGGGGACUCAAAUACCCCCCGAGCAUGAUCGAAUUCGUCAAAGACAAGGCCGCUCUGAAGCACGAGACGUAUCUAGAUGACUGUGCAAACAUGUAUGUUUCAAUUGCCGAAAACACGUCCAUGACUGGGCAACGAAUUGCCGUCGAUGCGGGUCUGAAUAUUGCGUCGUUGUGAGAAAAGUCGCGAUCUGGGUGAGAUGAUAUCUGACUUGCACUUCCGGAGAGAUCGAAAUUUGCACAUGGUGGAGGGGGCCAUAUUUGCUGGACGAUCGCCGGGUUAAAGACAUAAGCAGCAGUAUGCCUGCCACGUUCCACGUUUCGUUUUGGGGCUACAUCUGCAUCAGCAGCAGUCGAAGGGCUACCUUCAGAAUCACUGUAGUUCCUGAUAGAAGAAAUGUUUAGUGGAUCGGACGUGCU